UUUUGACGUUUCUUCUCGUCUUUUUUUCGCAAAUCUACCGGUAGAUUCGAACAGUGUUUAGGCAGAUUUUAAUUUAAGCCUUAGCAUUAGGGAAAAUUACUCCAAGUCGUUGCACUCGCAAUGGAAAGUCGGUUAAAUCGUUACGAGAAAAUCGAAUUCCUAGGAGAAGGACAGUUCGCAACCGUCUACAAAGCUCGUGACAUCGAAACGAACGAAAUUGUUGCGGUCAAAAAGAUCAAAAUCGGUAACCGGGAGGAAGCGGCCGAUGGUAUCAACCGAACGGCACUGAGGGAAAUCAAGCUGCUGCACGAGCUGCACCAUGAGAACAUUAUUGGCCUGCUGGAUGUCUUCGGCCACAAAAGCAACGUUUCUCUGGUGUUUGAUUUUAUGGAUACAGAUCUGGAGAUUAUUAUUAAAGAUCCGAAAAUUGUGCUAACGCCGGCCAACAUCAAAAACUACACGAUUCAAACGCUGCGAGGGUUGGAGUACCUGCAUAUGCAUUGGAUUUUGCACCGGGAUUUGAAACCGAACAAUCUGCUGAUUAGUGGAAGUGGCAUCCUGAAGAUCGGUGAUUUUGGUUUGGCGAAAUUCUUCGGUUCUCCGAAUCGGCUAAAUACCAAUCAGGUCGUAACCCGCUGGUACCGUAGUCCAGAGUUGCUGUUCGGUGCCCGACAAUAUUCUACCGGAGUGGACAUGUGGGCGGUCGGUUGCAUUUUAGCUGAACUACUGCUUCGGGUUCCGUUUCUCCCUGGGGAAAGUGAUCUCGACCAGCUGACGCGAAUUUUCAAAGUCAUGGGAACUCCAACUGAGGAAAACUGGCCAAACGUUAAAUCUCUACCUGAUUAUGUGCAGUACAAAUACGUGCCGCCGAUUCCCCUGCAGGAUAUUUUCACCGCCGCAGCGGAUGAUUUGCUGGAUUUAGCAAAUAAAAUGCUCGCUUUAUAUCCACCCGCUCGGUGUACCUGUACAGAGGCACUGAAGAUGCCAUACUUUUCCAACAAACCUGCACCAUCUGUGGGAAGUAAACUGCCGAUGCCGGCUAGUUACUACGCUGGCAGCAAGGACAAAGACGAAAAGCAGGCGGCCUUGAAGCGGAAACUUCCGGACACAGUGGACGGUGCGACCCUGCCAAAACGGUUGCAGUUUUGAAGGAACUCGGCUCAUUCCGAUACAAUAUAUGUCUGGUUGUUUCGUUUUGUUACUGCUCUAUUAUUUAAGUAAAAAAGUAUAAUUAACGACGAA
Molecule: messenger RNA, 1242 nt
Organism: Wyeomyia smithii (pitcher-plant mosquito)
Lineage: Eukaryota; Metazoa; Arthropoda; Insecta; Diptera; Culicidae
Gene: Cdk7
Product: cyclin-dependent kinase 7
Exons: 2
Coding region: 121-1149 (342 amino acids)
Biological process (GO): protein phosphorylation; positive regulation of transcription by RNA polymerase II
Cellular component (GO): nucleus; cytoplasm; transcription factor TFIIH holo complex
Molecular function (GO): RNA polymerase II CTD heptapeptide repeat kinase activity; cyclin-dependent protein serine/threonine kinase activity; ATP binding
Source: RefSeq, a predicted model, not a curated record